Messenger RNA from Apis mellifera (honey bee), 2528 nucleotides. Its product is annotated as leucine-rich repeat and death domain-containing protein 1. The transcript is spliced from 13 exons. NCBI's taxonomy places the organism in Eukaryota, Metazoa, Arthropoda, Insecta, Hymenoptera, Apidae. The record is from RefSeq and is a predicted model, not a curated record. Gene Ontology annotation, molecular function: protein binding. The coding region runs from base 1 to 1881 and encodes 626 amino acids.
AUGCGUUGCUUGGCAACAGGACGCAAUGAUGCGAUGCCAUCUAUCGAUGAUGCAGCAUACUAUAUUAAUACUAAUUAUAAAAUGUUGAAUUAUCAUUCUCAACUUCUAGAAUUGUUUGCAAAAAUUGUAAGAAACAACUUGUUCAGCGAUAUGUCUGAUUUAGCUAAAGAUUUAUUAAUACAAUAUUAUGGAUUUGGUGCAGCAUCGAGUGGCAAAAAGUUUCUCUCGAUACAUCGUAAUAUCGAAAGAGUAAAGAACGAAGACGAAAACCAGAUUACUGAGCAACAUUCUUUAAUCAGCAAUGAUGAGAAUGUGGCCAAUAAAGAGUUUCAGAAAGAUAUUGAGGAGGAUCGAAAACUUAGUAUUGGAGACGAUUUAUAUCCACAAACCUCACAAGUUUUAAAUAAUUUGGAAGAUGCAUAUGACAAUAAUGAAAAUUUUGACAUAAGAGAUAUCGAUUUUGGUCCGAAUAUUCUUUGUAGCACUGUCGAAAGUGCAUCACCUAAACAAUCAUACGAACAAUUGUCUGAUGUACAUUUACCCGAGCAAUCAACAAAUGAUGUUUCUUCAAAUUAUAUUAAAAUAAAUAUCGAAGAUCCAGAAAUAGAAAUAAAUGAUGACGUAAAAGAUGCAAAGAAAGAUGAACUAAAUUUGGAAAAUAUCGAAGAGACAUUUUCUGACGAUGUUUCAGAAUAUUCUUCCUUGUCACAUAAAGAAUCAAAAACAUUUCUGAAGAGUAAUACAAGUUUACUGUCAAACGAAUCUAUUUCAUCGCCAGUAAUGCCAAAAAAGGAACCUAUUUACAAUGACAUGUUUGCAGAUUUUUCAAAUACAGAUUUAAAACAAUUUCCUAUUGCGAUAUUAAACAAUUUUUCACAAUUAAGGAUGUUAUAUUUGUCGAAUAAUAAUUUGAUCGAAGUUCCUGAUGAAAUUUUCACUUAUUUAAACUAUCUACAGUGGUUAGAUAUCAGAAAUAAUCAAAUUACUUUUUUGCCAGUUAGCAUUAAAUGGCAUAGCUGCUUAGAAACAAUUUUACUUCAAGGAAAUAAAAUGAAGGAAUUACCAUUGGAACUUUGCACCCUAUCAAAUCUAAAAAAUCUUCAAGUAGCAGAUAAUCCACUUAUCAUGCCACCGCAAGAUAUUGUAGCUUCCGGUUGUGCUACCAUUUUGGAAUUCUUACGAAUUGAAUGGAAUAAACUAUAUCCUGAUGAAUGGAUAGAACCCAAAAAAAAUAAAAUUGAACCAAAAUUAUCGACAAUUCUAUGUUAUCAAUCUCCACGAAAAAAUAAAAAGAAAAUAACAUCAUUGAAGGAUACCAUAUGUAAUAAAAAUAUAGCUAUAAGCGAAAAACGUAAAUUAUAUAAGCCAAGUAGCAGAUGUGAAAAUAAAGGUGCAAACAUUAUAAUGGAACAUCGAUUAUUAUGGUUUUCCAAAUUAAGAGAUUUAAUUGCUAAACAAACAGCAACAAUCCAAAAAAUAAAAGAUGAAAAUUUUUUAAAAGAAUGGAGGCGGGAUAAAAGAAGUUAUACCAAAGCUAUGCAGAAAGCAAUGAAGAGAAAUGAAGACGACAUUCCAUUUGACAUUGAUGUUGAAGAUUAUGCUUCUAUAUUCAAACAAAAUUCUAAAUUGAAAAAGUUAAAAUCAAAAAAAAAAGACAAACAAAGAUUUUCAUCGCCUAUAGAUAUUAACAAGAAAAUUAACGAACUGUUAGAAUCCUUAAAUAAACUCGAAAUAAAUACUACGAAUGAAAUAAGUCCUAGAACUAAACAGAACUUGUAUAAAAAUAAAAUAGAAAAGAUAUUACAAUUUCAAAAUGAAAUUCAAAAUUUGCGAAAAUACAAUGAAGUCAAUGUACCAUAUAAAGUAUCAUCGCAAAAUUAAGCAAAAUUUGCAAUGAUAUCAAUACCGAUAUCUUUCUGAUUACACCAGGAGUAUCAGUCUUGACAUGUUUAUUUAAAUAAAUCAAUAGUAAUCACAUAUCGUUUCAAUAAUAUUAAUUACACAUUCAGUACUUAAUACACGACGAGAUAACUGGAAAUAUUAUUGUACGCACAUCGUUUCUUUUUAUUGUUAAAAGUAUCAAAAAGAGAAAACACGUAUUAAAAAAGUUGUCUAUUAUAAAAAAGUUAUGCAUUCGAAAAAUAAUUUGUAUUAAAUAUAGAAUAUUUAUGUAAGAAUGUGCAUUAACAUAUUUUGUGUGACAAAAAAAUAUAUAUAAUUAAUAAAUCAUAAUAUAACUAUAUAUAAAAAUAAAAAAAAGAAAGUAACAAAAUAUAUAAAACAUUUUUACUUUCCAGCCUUCCCGUCUACACAACCCUUUUUUUCUUUGUUGUUUUUUGAUGUAAGAUCGUCGCAAAAAUAUAUAGCGAAUAUAAAAAUUCUACAAAUUGGAUAAUCCGAAUUAAAAUAGAUUUGAUAAUUACGAGAACAAUUUUCAUGUUCGAAACUUUUCUUUUCUUUCUUGUACAUGGCACUGAAUAUAUGAUUCAUUCCAUAUUUAAAGUCGAAAAAAUGACACUCUUAGUCCA